GCCUUCGCCGCCCGCUUCACCUACGUGCUGACCUCGGGGGGCAUCGGCCCCACGCACGACGAUGUCACCUUCGAGGCCGUGGCCAGGGCUUUCGGGGAAAAGGUCACCCCCCACCCUGAGCUGGUGGCCUUGGUGCACAAGUUCUUCGGCAAGACGGCCGCGCGGUCCCCCGAGAUGAAGCGGGCUCGUGUCCCCGAGUCCUCCCGCCUCAACUACGGCACGGACGGGCGCACGGGCAGCGCCUUCAAGUACCCGCUGGUCAGCGUGCGUAACGUCUACAUCUUCCCAGGCAUCCCGGCGCUGAUGGAGCGCGCCCUGGACGGCCUGGCCCACCUCUUCCGCAACGAGGGGACCCGCUUCCACUCCCGCGCCAUCUACGUGGCGGCCGACGAGAUCCUCAUCGCGCCCGUGCUGGACCAGGUCAACGCCACCUUCCAGGGCCGCGUCAGCUUGGGCUCCUACCCAGACUGGGCCAACAACUACUACCGCGUGAAGCUGACGCUGGACUCGGAGUCGGAACAGGAGCUGGAGGAAGCGCAUCGCUUCUUGGUGGAGAAGCUGCCGCCGGGCGUUGUCGUGCCGUUGGUGACGGACUGCGUUUCGCCAGCGGCCGCGGAGGUGUACGGCCUGGCGGAGUCAGGCUCGGCCUUGGGGCAGAAGGUGGCAGCAGCACUGCGGACCAUUGAGGAGGCUUUGGACCGGUACAGCCUGGCCCAGCUCUGCGUGGGCUUCAACGGGGGCAAGGACUGCACGGCCCUGCUGCACCUCGUCCACGCCGCCGUGGAGAGGUACCCGGCCGCAGGGCUCCACCAGCCUGGCCUGGGGCAGGG
This is a messenger RNA of Leptosomus discolor (cuckoo roller), 830 nucleotides long. The record is from RefSeq and is a predicted model, not a curated record. NCBI's taxonomy places the organism in Eukaryota, Metazoa, Chordata, Aves, Leptosomiformes, Leptosomidae.